Messenger RNA from Lagopus leucura (white-tailed ptarmigan), 1252 nucleotides. RefSeq names its product chibby family member 2 (gene CBY2). The transcript has 2 exons. The record is from RefSeq and is a predicted model, not a curated record. Bases 196 to 1176 code for a protein of 326 amino acids. Lineage: Eukaryota; Metazoa; Chordata; Aves; Galliformes; Phasianidae.
CAGAACCUCAGGCUAAAAAACCAAGUGAGGACCUGGCAGCUGUGCAGGGCAGUGGAGAGGGAAGAGCAUCAUCUCCAACAAGCAGUACUAAUCAAGCUUCAUCUCCAGCUUCUGUGUCAUCUAGUCCUUGCCUGAGGGCAGUGGCCUCCUGCAGAAGUCCUUUCACAGUCUUCCUCAGUUUGCUAGCAGAUAACCAUGUCUACUUUUGAUCUGACAAACCAGAGCACACAGUGUGCAAAGCCCGAGAUGGACUGUGUCUUCCCACGGAUGAAACUGAGGGAUGAGACAUUCACAUUCAUUGAUGGUAAAUGGGUGAAUGAGGUGCACUGCCAGCCAACAUUUGCACCCCAGAGGAGACUCCUUAGCAGGAAGUCAGAGAACGAAUGGAGCAUCUGGGAGGAGAACAGAGCCCUCUGGGAGGAAAACCAAGUCCUCCGGAUUGAAAACAGGAUGCUCUGGGAAGAAAACAAGGCUUUGCAAUAUCUGCAGUCACAGAACAAAGGUGUCCAGCUUGUUUACAGUGACACCAUCCAGCAAAGCCUCCAGAAGGAUCAUAAGCUGUCCCCCUUCUUCCCAGACAGGCAUUUAGGUUUUCAGGUCAGUCCAGUCAAGAAGGGUCUCCAGCUGGUCAGGGAAAGGAACAGUGUCUUAGAGUUUUUCCAUAAGCAGAAUAGAACAGUUCCCAGAAUUUGGAAAGAUCAACAGGCCAUCACAGUCCAUGAAGAGAACAAAGGUGACAGCACAGUUCAGAAGGCCACUGAAUGUACCACCGCUGUGGGAGAAGGUAGCCUUGGCCAAACCUCCCAGGAGGAGCAUGAUGCCAAAGAGGAGAGCACCACGCCAACCCAGAAUGACACCAAGACUGCCCCAAGCACAGAGGAUGAUAAUGAAAUCCUUCAGGCUCUCAAGGAUUUAUACCAGAUUCUGCAGGUCUUUCUGAAGGAGAAAUGUCUUCCUGAUGACAGAGAGAGCCUUCACACUCUCCAGGAUGAGGGGAAAUUCUUCCAAGAAGAGUACAAGAAAUUGAAGCUGCAGCUGAAUAAUGUGAAAAACACUGUGUCAGACAUUACGACUCAAAUGGAAAUGCUGGAGAAAGAACUCAUUGCCAUCACUUUCCCAAUAUAUGAAGAAGCAGGGAAGAACACUGCAAAUGAGUAUCAACUCGGAGAGAUGUGAAACCCGGUGCUAAACCUGCUAGUUCCGUUUCCUGGAAAGUGCCUCUCCCUGUUUCAAGGAACUUAAUAAAAUCCAA